Coregonus clupeaformis (lake whitefish) is the source of this 5853-nucleotide messenger RNA. Its product is annotated as serine/threonine-protein kinase NLK. Bases 1341 to 2927 code for a protein of 528 amino acids. The transcript has 11 exons. Gene Ontology annotation, molecular function: ATP binding; MAP kinase activity. Gene Ontology annotation, biological process: intracellular signal transduction; protein phosphorylation. Lineage: Eukaryota; Metazoa; Chordata; Actinopteri; Salmoniformes; Salmonidae. Gene Ontology annotation, cellular component: nucleus; cytoplasm. The record is from RefSeq and is a predicted model, not a curated record.
GAUCUCCACAAUGGCGGUAGUUUCCAGUGUCACAGGCUUUGACUUUUGUGGUAAUUUCUCGGUUGCUGUCUCGAUCCAACUGAUUGGCUAAACAACAUAAAAAACGUCAGACUCGUCUUUUGAUUGGAGCCACAUCCUUCCAUCACUGACUGGUCGGGCACUAUGGCUGUGCUUGUUUCUUCCUAGGUCUGGGCAGCACCAUCCGGCUGGAGGGAGUGAACAUUGGCCGCUUGUUUUCUAAAUACAAGGGACUUUUUGAUAUUUUUUGUUUUUAUUCAUAUUUUCCUUUAACGGAUUUAUAUGUGUGCUGCGUAAGGAACAAGCUGAACACACGGGAUCCAAUGGGGAAAAUAAGUUGACUGCGCUGUCGGAAGAAUUAGUUUUCCUCGUUCCAGGAAAAAAAGAUAGCUCAUUUUAUCAACAUGAUUUGGAUUUCUGGAGUCUGGGGUUACGGGAAUUGUGACAUCUGAGGGAGGACAACGGUCCGUAGCCUAUUUCUACAAGACGUCGUAAACGGAAACAUUGUAUCUCACGUCUCUGUCGCGUUCUCGCUUUGCUUGAGUCUAUUUGUUCUUGCAGUCUAUUGCUACAUAAUAUGGGAAUUGUUGUUAUAUGCGGAACAUUUGAAGUCUCCCAUACUGUUCUUGCAACGCCGAAUACAAGUGGCUAUCAAGCUAGCAACUGUAGCUUGACCUAAAGCCGAAUAACUUCUGCAAACUGCAUGCAGCAAAGGCGGUGGGAACAACGGCGGUGGUGGACCAGACGAUAUGGCAAACUUGAGUACAUUUGAAAGAUGAAUGCUGUGCUAUUUCCCAUGUGAUACAUAUCGGUUUCCCUUUUCAUAUCAAUUAGGGGAAAUUGACCGAGUUUCUUCAGUGGAGAGGGGAACGCCACUUCCAACAUGAGGGAGAUCUAGGGCCGCGGAUAAUUUAUUUAUUGUGGGGGGUGCGGGUUAUUUUCUGUCGCAUUUUUAUUUAACACUUUUAACAAGGUGCACUGCAUUUACAUAUUAAUUAUUGUAACAGUUUAGUAGCCUAUCUGCUAUCAGUGCAUGUGGAAAUAAAUUAAAUUACAAGAAGUAGGUCAGAUCCGUGUAAUGAAGAGGCUGUUAGGGAGAGUGAGGUUGCUCUCAGAAUUAUAGCUGACAUGUUUAUGUAAUACAAACCUUUUCAAGAGUUUUUGAUUUUAUGCAUCGGGUCACUUCCAAAUUAUCAGUUAAACACCAUCUGCCCAAUCCCAUAGCCUACCUUCACCUGGGAUAUUAUUUUCGCGUAAAAUAAACCGCACAUUUUCACGGAUAUUUCCCUCCAUUUCCUUUCUUUUUGAUUGUUAUUGAGUGAAUGGCUCUGUGCGGAACAACGGCAGCCAAUGCCGCAAAAAUGAUGGCUGCAUACAACGGUGGCGCCUCGGCAGUUGCUGCCCAUCACCCGCACCAUCACCACCAACUACCGCAUCUCCCACCUCCCCAUCUCCACCACCAUCACCACCCGGGCCAGCAUCACUUGCAACACCCCGGAUCUGCCGCCGCUGUCCACCCUGUACAACAACACGCUUCUACAGCAGCAGCUGCAGCCGCUGCCGCUGCCGCGGUAAUGUUGAACCCGAGCCAGCAGCAACCAUACUUUCCCUCGCCAGCUCCUGGACAAGCUCCCGGCCCGGCAGCGGCUGCCGCACCUGCCCAAGUUCAAGCUGCGGCUGUCAAAGCUCACCACCACCAUCAUCAACACUCACACCACUUACAGCCGCAGUUGGACAUAGAGCCCGACAGACCUAUCGGCUAUGGAGCUUUUGGGGUGGUCUGGUCAGUGACGGACCCCCGGGAUGGAAAGCGAGUCGCCCUCAAAAAGAUGCCCAACGUCUUCCAGAACCUCGUCUCCUGUAAGAGGGUCUUCCGUGAGCUGAAAAUGCUGUGCUUCUUCAAACAUGAUAACGUGCUCUCGGCUCUCGACAUCCUACAGCCUCCACACAUCGACUACUUUGAGGAAAUCUAUGUGGUGACAGAACUGAUGCAGAGUGACCUCCAUAAGAUCAUCGUGUCACCUCAGCCCCUCAGCUCAGACCACGUCAAAGUAUUUCUCUAUCAGAUCCUCCGAGGACUGAAGUACCUGCACUCAGCUGGCAUCCUACAUCGAGACAUCAAACCUGGCAACCUCCUGGUCAACAGUAACUGUGUGCUUAAGAUCUGUGACUUUGGGCUGGCGCGGGUGGAGGAGCUGGACGAGUCUCGUCACAUGACUCAGGAGGUGGUGACCCAGUAUUACCGCGCGCCAGAGAUCCUCAUGGGCAGCCACCAUUACUCCAACGCCAUCGACAUCUGGUCUAUAGGAUGCAUCUUCGCCGAGCUACUGGGCCGACGCAUCCUGUUCCAGGCCCAAAGCCCCAUCCAGCAGCUGGAUCUGAUCACGGACCUGCUGGGAACUCCCUCUCUGGAGGCCAUGAGGACAGCGUGUGAGGGGGCCAGGGCCCAUAUCCUCAGAGGACCACACAAACAGCCAUCCCUUCCUGUCCUGUACACCCUGUCCAGCCAGGCCACCCAUGAAGCUGUCCACCUCCUGUGCAGGAUGCUUGUGUUCGAUCCGUCGAAACGGAUCUCAGCGAAGGAUGCCCUGGCCCACCCCUACCUGGACGAGGGCCGACUGAGGUAUCACACCUGCAUGUGUAAGUGCUGCUACACCACCUCCUCUGGCCGAGUCUACACCAGCGACUUCGAGCCUGUCACCAACCCCAAGUUCGACGACGGCUUCGAGAAGAAUCUGACCUCCGUCAGACAGGUCAAAGAGAUCAUUCACCAGUUCAUCCUGGAGCAGCAGAAGGGGAACAGAGUGCCGCUCUGCAUCAACCCCCAGUCAGCCGCUUUCAAAAGCUUUAUCAGUUCCACUGUGGCCCAGCCCUCUGAGAUGCCCCCGUCCCCACUGGUGUGGGAAUAGCUGUUGUCUGGGCCACGCCCCCGCGCUGGACUACUGAGGACAAGAAGAAGAAACCCCCAAACUGCGUAGCAUUUCACUGGAGUCUAGGACUAGCACUGUCCACUGUGUGUGUACUGUAAUACUAACUAUGAAGUUUUAAAAUGAACCCAACCAACCACUGCUGACUGGGUUAUGGAGGGACUUUUAGAGUGUGCUAUGUAUGCAAGUAUAUGUCCACACUGCUCUGUAGAUGCAAAGCUACAAAUGGAUGCACACACACAUGUGCAUACAAACAUCGUGCAGAGCUGGUAUAAGGGCCACCCUCAUGGGCUUGAAAGUGUGUGUAAAGCCAGGGAUGAGACCGAGGCAGAAGGCUACAGAGAGUCCUCGUAGUCUCUGCCCGCAGUCCCCGAGGGCAAUGCACAGCUCCCAUCCACUUCCAUACAUGCAUAAUCAUCAUUUAUUUAUUAAAGGAGGGAGACGGGGUCCGGAAAGGGUGUUCUUUUUAUGUAUAGCACAAGAUUUAAGACAGUACCUACUCACGCUAGCUAAACCCUCCUCCCCGAGAAAUCAUAGCGUUCAAUUAGAGAUUAUGCUUUUUAUUUAUUUGUUGUGUACUGUUAAAUAGUAUAGUCAGCGGGUUUCAAUGUUUGUUUUGUUACAUUUUUUCUUCUCUAUUGCUGUUUGUUCUGUGGCUGCUGUCCCCCGGGUUAGAAGUCAGUAUUUGUGAAGAGAUGUGUGCUCUGCAUGCCACUUGGUUGCGAUGCGUAUGGCGAGAACCCCUCACAUCCCACACGGCACACACUCGCACGACUAACCCAAAUAUGGGCAUGUGGAAGUAUGGUGCUGUGAGGGGUAAAAUGAGGUAACCCUGGAAUGUGGUUGCUUCAAAGAAUAGACAAUUAGUGGGAAAGAAGCGCCACUGAGAGCUGAAGUGAUCCUCCGCUCUGGUUAGAAGUACAGAAACAUGCUGGGGGACAGAGAGAAAGUAGUUUAGGGUACAUGUUAACAUUGUGGUAUUCAGCACAGGUUUUGUGCUACAGGAACAAGAAGGCCAUGUUGGGGUGGUACUUGGUCGUUGCAUUUUCUCUCUGGAGACGUGAGUGACCGAAUUCAAGUAAUCUGCUGUUAAACGUACCGUAUGAACAGGCAUGAUAAGAGUGUAGGGGAUACAGACAUUCACUGGUUCCCCUGCCAUGUCUGCUGAAUCUAUAGUCCUACCAUACACUGUAUGUCCAUGUUUUGUCAAUACAUACCUAGUUAAAGACAGACAAGCAAAAAUAAUUAAAUUAUUCUAAAGAGAAAGCGAAACCAAGAUUUAAAAAAAGAGAUGUUUGAUGAUACGAGGGGACGUUGCCAUUCCUUGAAGACAUUGAUUAAUUUUUUAUUCCGUAGGGUUCCAACAACAGGAGUGUGUGCGUGCUGCUUUAACGUGUGUCCUGUCACGUGCAAAUGAGUAUGUUUAACUAACUACAGUGAGUUUCUUUGGUGAGGGGGUGUGACCUUAUCAAGGGAAUGGUGUCAAAGACAAAGAUAUUACCAUCAAUGAAUAAGGUCAAUUAAAAAAUGUAUCCAGUAAUAUUAGGUCUACUUUAAGCCUCACUCCCCAUAGUGAUGUUUCAUGUCACCCACACCUGCACCUACGACAAUAAAAUAAACUCUCAGAAGAAAACUAUUUAAUAUAUUUUUAGAUUAUUCUUUUUAUUUCUUUCAGUCAACAUUCUAUGGCAUGCUUUCUCAUGAUCCACGGAAUUUGAUAUGUAAAUACAUGAAAAACAAAUAGAUUUAAAACAAAAUCUACAAUGGAGGAAAAAAUUAAUUAAAUGAAAACUCAAAACAAUACUGCUGUAUAGAAGGUGUAAUAGCCUGCACGUUUUUAGGGCAGUGCAUUUUAUUUUAUUUUUGAGACUUGCAUAUAAAUGUAUAUAUUUUAUUUAGUAUUUUUUAUGUUUUCCCCUGUACUAGAGUGUGUAGAAGACAAAAAUAAUCCAAAACAAAAAUGAUUGAGAAAACAAAUGAAAAAACACAACCAAUUAUGUUAAUUGUGUCUUGUGUGUACUGCAGAGCUCUGGAUAUAUUGAAGUAGAAGGCUUUUUACUUAUUAUUAUUAUUGUCAUUAUUAUACUAUUAUUUUAUUAUUAUUAUUAUUAUUAUUAUUUCUUCUACCUUAGAGAAACACUUUACUAUUGUGUGUAUAUGUAUAUAAAGGAAUCACAAUGUUGGUCUCUACCUCUUGAGCUCAAUUACUUGGUUUGUUUACCUCCACAAGUUUAUCAUUUCAUGUGGAGAAUUAAAAAUAAAACUUGAAUAUCCCUUACAGCUUUUAUAUAUAUAUAUAUAUAUAUAUAUAUAUAUAUAUAUAUUGAAAACUGCUAGUUUUCUUUUUCACUCAUUUGAAAAACAAUUUUAAAUUUGCCAGAGGUGGGAUCCAUCCUAUCAUGUCAUUGUAUUAAAAUACCCUAUCAAUAGCCAAGCAAUUCCAGACUGUUAGUUGACGCUGAGUCAUAUAUUUGAUAGGCUAUGACCCCCCUUGUCUCCCUGUGUAAUGUAUGUGUGUGAAGAGAUUUUGUGUUGAAAUGAAGUACAAAAACCCACUGAUGCAAAUUUUAGAUGUGUAGAAAAAAUAACAAAGCAGAGUGAAAUAUGAUGGUGUGUGCUGUGAGAGAGACUAAUUUGAACAAAAUUUGGAUAGGUACUACUUGUGCUGUCACACAUUUUUAUAAGACAUUUGAAGUUUAUACUCAGAGGUAAUGUAAUUUGAAUACAAUUUACGAUAAAUAUAUCUAUAAAGCUUUGCUUACAAGGACCUUAAAGCCAAUGUGAAGUUGAGACCGGAAAUGACUCCUCGGAUAUGCUCUAGUGUGUUGGGGAAAAUGUCCGGUUUCUAAAAGUGUAGAUUUUAAGUACAGUGGUGAAACUCAUUAAAUGUGACAUUUAAAGAACGUCA